This is a messenger RNA of Rhagoletis pomonella (apple maggot), 2295 nucleotides long. RefSeq names its product protein ANTAGONIST OF LIKE HETEROCHROMATIN PROTEIN 1-like. NCBI's taxonomy places the organism in Eukaryota, Metazoa, Arthropoda, Insecta, Diptera, Tephritidae. The record is from RefSeq and is a predicted model, not a curated record. The transcript has 5 exons. The coding region runs from base 38 to 1279 and encodes 413 amino acids.
UUCGAUUCAACUCGAAUUGUUGUUUACAUUAUUUAAAAUGAGUUUAAAUCGCCAAAUUUUAUCAAUUGGCGUAAAUUUGGUAAGCCAAGCGUUGGUAAAAGUGCUUUUAGCGAUGCUGAAAGAUAAACUAAAAGUAAAAAAGCGGAAAAUGUGGGUGCGCAAGUGGAUCCGAAGGCGUGCAGAAUUGGGUGCAUCUGAUAACUUAUACCGGGAGUUGGCAUCCGAAGAUGUUAACUAUUUUAAGCAAUGCUUGAGGAUGAACCCUGCACAAUUCGAAGAUUUGCUUGCAAAAGUGGCGCCGCUUAUUGAAAAGCAGGACACAAUAAUGCGUGAGGCACUUACGCCUCGAAUAAAACUACAAAUUGCUUUGAAGUUUUUGGCCACGGGCGACAACUAUUUAAGCCUGUCAGAGAGCUUUCGAGUUCCAAGGUCAACUAUCUCUGAGCUCCUAAAAGAAGUGCUUGAUAGCAUUUAUGCUGUUCUGCAAGAAUAUAUUCAGGUUCCUAAGACAACAGAACAAUGGUUAGAGGUGCAAAAGGAUUUUAACGAUAAGUGGCAGUUCCCUUUCUGUUGUGGCGCUAUUGACGGGAAGCACGUUGUAAUAGAUAACCCACCGCAUGGAGCAUCGGAUUACUACAAUUACAAGGGUACUUACAGCGUGGUGCUAUUCGCCAUAGUCGAUGCACACUACCGUUUUUUAUAUAUUGAUGUCGGUACGAAUGGGCGCAUGAAUGACGCAAGCAUUUUGAAGAAGUCCCGAUUUUAUAAAGAACUGCAGGAGGAUGAGUUGGGAUUACCAACUAAGGGUGUCUUCGUUGGCGAUGACGCGUUCCCCUUAACAACGAGGAUCUUGAAGCCGUAUUCCAGGCAUGAUGCAUUGCCUCACAAGGAAAAGAUUUUCAAUUACCGGCUGUCGAGAGCUAGACGGAUUGUUGAAAAUGCCUUUGGAAUAAUGGCUUGUAGAUUUCGAGUUUUUCGAAAGCCUAUAUCUGUGUCCCUAGACAAAACCGACAGCAUAAUUAAAACGGCAUGCGCACUCCAUAAUUGGCUCCGGACAAGCAAUUUAAAUGAAACUGGCUUAGUCGAUCAGGAAGACAUAAACACAGGAGCAGUUCAGCAAGGAAGUUGGAGAAGCAUUCCUUCAGGGGGCUUACAAGAACUAACGACGCAAUUGUCUUCAAACAACUACUCGAGAAGUGCAAAGGAACUUCGCGAUAAAUUCGCUAACUAUUUUGUAGGGUCAGGAGCUGUUCCUUGGCAAGACAAAAUGGUUUGUUAAGCCAUUAAGUUGUUCUUUUGUUUGUUAGUUUUCUAACUAAACUUGACUAAAUCUAAACUUGACUAAAUCUAAACUUGACUAAAUGUAAACUUAUUCACAUUAUAUGCAUUAAAAAUUGAAACUGGAAAACUAAAUAUUUAGUUUAAUUUUCAUAUGUUGAUAAAAUCACGAAGAGUAUCAUUUCUUUCUAAUCAAGGUUCGUAUAUUUAUGCAUAAGCGCAUGAAUCAAAAUAUAAAUCAAUGCUGAGUUGAAACUCGGCACAAUUUUUCUUUAAAAGCUCCACAUGUAAAUGUGUUGUAAUCUUUGGUGGCGGUGCAGGGUUCUCAUGUCAAAUGUCAAAACGAAGUUACUAUAAAUAAAACCUUGAUGCAAUAAUGAAAGGUGUUAUAGGUUGGUUUUGCAUUUAUUAGGCCAUUUCCUUACUGUUUCCUGGCCGACCUGUGCUGGUAUUGUGAUUAAGAGCUAAUACACCAUCCUCUGGGGAACUGCAGCUGCAGCCGAAUUUGAUUGUGUGCACCAUCGUGCAGAUGAAUUUUUCCUGUUGCGCCUUUGUGCGCGUUGGAGUAAGUUGCAAACCAUUGGAGACGGUUAAGGUGUGUCGGACAGGGGCCAAAGUUAAGAUUCCUCUAUGGAGACUCAAAAAAUUAAUAUUAUUGUUUUCAUCUAGUACCUAAAAUCGCUACUACUAUAGCGACUCCAAUCGGGACCAAAAUUUAUAUGUGCUACCAAAUGUGAAUAUAUAUUGUGAGCUAUUUGACAGAUUUUGUAUAAAUCUGAACUCGAAAUGAAAAUGAGUUAGGGCCUUUCUAUAUUAAGGUAACGAUAUACAUAUACUGCAGGUCACUUGAUUAGAGCAUCAGUAUUCAUAGUUUUCUUUUUGUUCGUUUAAAAGUAAUUAAUUUUUUUGUAAAAAUAAAGCCUAGUCUAACAAAAACCAUGUAAAUACGUAAACUUUGUACAACAGCAGAGUUUCUAAUUUGCAGUGGCAAAUAAAACUUCAGCGAUGCCAACAGCA